Messenger RNA from Adineta ricciae, 2298 nucleotides. The record is from the annotation of a GenBank genome assembly. NCBI's taxonomy places the organism in Eukaryota, Metazoa, Rotifera, Eurotatoria, Adinetida, Adinetidae.
AUGGGGAUUGAAACUUCAAAAUAUGGCUCCGGUCAUUCAAAAGAAAUCACAUCAACAGCAUCUGCAAGUGCUGCAUCAUCACCUAUCGAUAGUUUCUAUCCGUAUGAAACUUUCACACUCGUCUGGUUGGAUCGAGAUGCUGAUUCAAACCCAAAUAAAAAGAUCCGAGCUGAUUUACGUGAUCGUUUUUCAUUCUGUCUGACUUUUACUGACAACACACUGUUUGAACAAUGGUUAAAAGCUCAAUCAGAACGUACGAAAAUCUUUCUUGUUGUAUCUGGUCAAUACGGUGAAACAGUGAUCCCCAAAAUUUGUAAUCUACCAUCGAUUAUUACUAUUUAUGUCUUCUGCAAACAUAUCGAAAAACAUGAAGGGUGGUCCAAACCUCUUCCGAAAGUUCGCGCGGUCGUGUCGAGAAAAGCCGAACUUCUGCAAUCGAUUCGUAAGGAUGAAGAACUUUAUAAUAAUCUUGAAGACUUCCGAACAACUCAAAUAGUUAAAGAUCACACUCAAGACAACGCACCAUACCUUGCAUUUGAACUUCUUCUAGAAAUUCUCACAUCACCAGUAUAUCUCGAGCCAGCAAGAUUUCCUGCGGAAUUUUUCAAAAAACUUCGCCAAGAUUAUUCGGAGGAUAAAGACGCUUCCAUACUUUUAACUGAAUUUGAAGAAAAGUAUGAGGAAAAGUACGCGAUGGAAUUAUUGACGGCAAAUACACCAUUUAGUCGCUUUAUCAGCAAAGCGUUACGUGAACAAGACAUUUCCUUACUUUUCGAUCUUCGCUAUUUCCUCGAGCAUUUAUCGGAUCAAAUCAAAGAUAAUCGGGAACGAUUGGGAUGUGGUUAUCGAAUACAAUACAUGAUGCCACAAACAAUUGAAAAUCUUCAAGCAAAUAUCGGCAAACAUUUAGUCUAUAACGGAUUUUUACGUGUUUCUGCUGACCGACCUGACCUGAUCGAAUAUAAUGAUCAUAAAAUGGACAUUCAAACAGUUUUAAUUGACGUUACUGUGGAUAGUGUCGCUGAUUUUGCGUCUAUUGCGUGUUUAAACAAAUUUUCUGGUUUGAACAAUAACUCAGACAUUAUCUUCACAUGUGGUGCCAUAUUUAAAAUCGUCGUGGUCAAAAAUAUUGAACGAACAACGUGGAUUCUCAAUUUAGAAUUGGCCAGUGAAAUCGAUUUAAAAGCAUUACAUAAAAAAAAGAGCGAAUUAAGUCGAAACAAGGAUCUACUUAUCAUUAAUAAUCUUCUCGGACAAUCAGAUCAGUCAACAAUAUUUUGUCAAAAACUUCAACAAAAUCUUCCGGGAAAUCAUCCUUUAUUAUCCAAAGUAAAACAAAUUGCUUGUAAGUCUGACACCAUUCCAACUUCCCCCAAACCGCAAUCAAUUGUAUUGAAAAAUACGCAAUUUAUCCUCUUGGGUUUAUCGAAAAACAUGACUCCAAUUGCUACUGCCAUGUUCAAAGCGUUACAUUCAUUAAUGAACGAGACUGUCGUAUCAUAUGACAAUCCUUCAGAGAUUCCUCAUAGUACAAUGAAUGACAAAAUAUGGAUGGUAUUUACGACUAAUCAAAUGAAUCUUUCGACAGUGAAAAAAGCGAGUCCUUCGGCGAAAUUUUUCGUUUUGGAAACAGAUGAGGCGAAAGUGAAUAAUUAUGAGCGAUUCGGUUCGGACGAAGAUUUGAUGUUUCAAAUGAGUGACGAACUUUACCGUUGUUUUCACUUGGAAGCAGAUGAAGAUUGGAGAGAAGGUGAGGAACAACUGUCAAAACAAAAACAAGCAAUCGCAAAAAAGAUUCAUGAAAAAUUAAAAGAAGUUUAUCAACAAUUUCCUGAACCAAAUCUUAAUGAGAAAUCGAAACUUUCGACAAAGUUUGUGGUAUUAUGGUUACAAGGUCAACAAGAGAACAAGAAUUAUACGAAAAAAAUCAACAAACUUUUUGAAAAUAUUCUUUCGUUUACUUUCUACAAUAAUCCGGAAGAUUGUUGGGGGGAAAUACUCACAGUGGAACAGGACACACACCUAUUCAUCGUUAUUGACGAGAGUUAUUCUGACAACGAUAUAGUCGGAAUCAUAGCUGAUCAACACGAGAAGAAAAUCUACCGUUCAACUCCAAUUCAACCGGAUGCAAAAGGCAAAAUACAUGACAAAACUUCAUUUUUACUAAUAUAUGAUCUAAUUGAACGUUAUAGUGAACUCGGUAGUGAAUUUCAAUCGAGAAAGGAUCCUAGAAACGCGAAAGAUAUGUUUACUCGUGCGCAACAGUUGUGCAAAUGUCUUAUCGAACUUGAUAAAUAA